Sinocyclocheilus grahami is the source of this 765-nucleotide messenger RNA. Its product is annotated as CMRF35-like molecule 1. Bases 1 to 744 code for a protein of 247 amino acids. The transcript has 8 exons. NCBI's taxonomy places the organism in Eukaryota, Metazoa, Chordata, Actinopteri, Cypriniformes, Cyprinidae. Gene Ontology annotation, molecular function: transmembrane signaling receptor activity. Gene Ontology annotation, cellular component: plasma membrane. The record is from RefSeq and is a predicted model, not a curated record.
AUGAGAAACCUGCAGUAUGAAGACACUGGAACUUAUUGGUGUGUUGUGGAGAUUGGAGGAAUAUUUCAACUAGAUGAGAAUGAGCAGCUUCAUCUGACAGUUCAAUCAGCUCCUGAUGUGUCUGUGGUGAGCAGCAGUGUAUCUGGACAUGAAGGUGGUGAUAUCAGUGUUCAGUGUUUCUAUAGUUCUGGAUAUAAGGAUAAACUCAAACAGUGGUGCAGAUAUGAAGAUCAGAGCUGUUACACUGUGGGGAGGACUAACACAUCCCAGAAUUCAUCAGUCCAGAUCAGUGAUGAUGGGAGAAGAUCCUUCACUGUGCUGAUGACUGGACUGAGACUGACUGAUUCUGGCUGGUACUUCUGCUCUGUAGGAGAUCUGCAGGCUCCUGCUCAACUUAAUGUCUCUGAAGCUGUGACCACAGAAGGAUUUGCGAGAAACAGGCAUUUUUUGUAUCUGGAGGUGUGGAUUCCAGCGUUUGUGCUGCUGAUGGUGAUUAUCGUGUCAGCUGUAAUACUGAGGAAGAAGCACAACGGAAAUGAACACGUCACAAAGGUGAACAGAGUCGGAGCCAGUGACACAGGAAACGGUGCCAGUACAUCUUCAGUGCUUGCAGAGAAUGUGACUUACACCUCUGUGAUAGUACAACCUAAAACUAAAGCAAGCAGUCCAGUAUCUGUGGAGGACGAAGUGACCUACAGCUCUGUGCACAAGGUGAAGACCACUAAAUACCUGAGCAAAAUAUGAACAACUGAAGUUGAAACAAGC